AUGAUAGACGCGUGCGUAAAUGAUUGUGCUCUCUUCUGGAAAGAACACGAGUCGUUGCAAAGUUGUCCCGUUUGUAAUGAGAGUCGUUGGGUCGAUAAAGACACAAAAGGCAUGAAGGUAGCUCGCAAGGUGUUACGAUACUUUCCUUUGACGCCUAGACUUUGGCGUUUGUAUAGUUCAAGGCACACGGCAAAAGAUAUGAUAUGGCAUAGUACCGGACGUUCAGAAGAUGGGACCAUGAGGCAUCCAGUUGAUGGAUCUUCAUGGCAAGACUUUGAUAGGAAGUACCCAAACUUCGCGAUGGAGCCACGAAAUCACAUGGCCGUUAUACUCACCACAUACAAUUUGCCUCCAUGGCUAUGCAUGCGGGAGUCCACAUUCAUGUUGACCUUGUUGAUUCCUGGCCCUAAAUCACCUGGGAAAGACAUGGAUAUUUACCUUAGACCGUUAGUGGAUGAGCUUAAACAUUUGUGGCACUCAGGUGUAUGUACUAAAGACGCAACAACAAACGAAUUCUUCACAAUGAAGGCGGCGCUGUUAUGGACCAUAAACGACUUUCCAGCCCGUAGUAGUCUAUCAGGUUGGAACGGACAGGGCUACAUGGCAUGCCCGACUUGCAAUGAAGACACUCCUUCAAUGCGUCUGAAGCACAACUUAAAUGUAAUGCAUAUCGAGAAAAAUGUGUGCGACAGCUUGCUUGGUACUCUCUUAGUGAAUGAGAAGACCAAAGACACACCAAACACACGAAACGACUUGCAAAAACUAAAUAUCCGGCCGACACAGUGGUUGAAACAAUCGGGUAGCAAGUUCUUAAGUCCCCACCCAAAGUACUCAUUCAAGUCCGAUGAUCGAAAGCUUUUCUGUGAAGUUAUAAAAAAUGUUAAACUACCAGAUGGGUUUGGAUCUAAUAUCAGCAAGAGGGUGACAGAUAACAAUUCUAACAUUACUGGGCUGAAAUCUCAUGACUGUCAUAUUCUCAUGCAACGUUUGAUACCGAUUGGGGUUAGAGGGCUUUUGACAAAAGAUACAUCUACACCAAUGGUAGACCUUUGUAUGUUUUUUAAGCAACUUUGCUCCAGAACACUAUCGGUUGAAGAUAUGAGGAAAGCAAAGGAUGACAUUCUUACCAUCCUAUGCAAGUUAGAGAUGAUCUAUCCUCCGGCAUUUUUUGACAUUAUGGUUCAUUUACUUGUGCAUUUACCUGAUGAAGCGAUUGCGGGAGGUCCAGUAGCUUUCAGAUGGAUGUAUCCAUUUGAAAGGUACAUGAAAAAACUAAAAAAGUAUGUCAGAAACCCGACAAGGCCGGAAGGUUGUAUAGCUGAAGGUUAUGUGCUUGAAGAAGCUGUAACAUUUUGUUCAAUGUAUCUUCAAGAUGUUCAGACUAAGUUCAAUCGCCCAGAUAGAAACGAGGAUGUCGUUGUUAAAAAAUGUAAGUUUUGGGUAUUUGAGUCUAAAUGUCGUCCGGCUAGCACAACGAAGAUCAAAUAUCUUUCAACCAUUGAAAAAAGCAAGUUGGAAUGGUUUGUUCUCGAAAACUGCGCAGAAGUCAGGGAGUACAUGAAGUGA
Molecule: messenger RNA, 1566 nt
Organism: Helianthus annuus (common sunflower)
Lineage: Eukaryota; Viridiplantae; Streptophyta; Magnoliopsida; Asterales; Asteraceae
Exons: 3
Coding region: 1-1566 (521 amino acids)
Source: RefSeq, a predicted model, not a curated record